Molecule: messenger RNA, 228 nt
Organism: Clunio marinus
Lineage: Eukaryota; Metazoa; Arthropoda; Insecta; Diptera; Chironomidae
Source: the annotation of a GenBank genome assembly
AUGGAGAAAACUAGCAUAGAACAAAUCUGGGCACAACUGCACAAGUUUGAAAGAAAUUGUUCUGAUUACAAGGCUGAUUGUAUAAAAUUUUCCCCGCUUCAAAUGCCUUUAAUCUGCUUUUCUUUCGUCGAAGACGACAAACAACAACGAGGAAGUGAUUUCUUUGGUUUCGUUCAAACUAGAACUAACAGAGUUCUUGAAACAAGUCAUAUGUGGUUUACAUGUUAA